Condylostylus longicornis is the source of this 531-nucleotide messenger RNA. It is a transcript of the gene levy, whose product is annotated as cytochrome c oxidase subunit 6A2, mitochondrial. The transcript is spliced from 2 exons. The coding region runs from base 91 to 420 and encodes 109 amino acids. Gene Ontology annotation, biological process: mitochondrial electron transport, cytochrome c to oxygen. The record is from RefSeq and is a predicted model, not a curated record. Gene Ontology annotation, molecular function: enzyme regulator activity. Gene Ontology annotation, cellular component: mitochondrial inner membrane. Lineage: Eukaryota; Metazoa; Arthropoda; Insecta; Diptera; Dolichopodidae.
UUAAUAUUUUUCGUACUGUCGUUGUUCAUCGAUACGAUACCAUUCCAAGUGGACAGAAAAAUUUUCAACAGCAAUUUAAUCUCCAAAAUUAUGGCAUCUUUACUUCAAGCUGUUACACUUCGUAAUAUUUCUACAUCAUUGAGAGCUUCUGCAGCCGGACCUUCAGCCGUAGCUGGUGAUCAUGCUGGUGGUUACAAACUCUGGAAAAGAUUAAGUUUCUUUGUUGCCCUUCCAUCUGUAGGAUUAUGCAUGUUGAAUACAUAUUUGGAACAUCAAAAGGAACAUGGUCACCCAAGACCAGAAUUUAAAAAAUAUGAUCAUUUACGUAUUCGUACCAAACGUUUCCCAUGGGGCGAAGGACAAAAAUCCUUUUUCCAUAAUCCACAUGUUAAUGCUCUACCAGAUGGCUAUGAACAUUAAGAAAUCUUUUAAAUUUGAAUUUGUAAUUAUUAAGCCAAUAAGAAAUGUGUAGAAAACAAAUGAUUUAAAAAUUAAUUAAAUAAAAUCUUUAAAACUAUUAAAAUACUUAUA